Messenger RNA from Amblyraja radiata (thorny skate), 4436 nucleotides. RefSeq names its product mesenchyme homeobox 2a (gene meox2a). Gene Ontology annotation, cellular component: nucleus. The transcript has 3 exons. NCBI's taxonomy places the organism in Eukaryota, Metazoa, Chordata, Chondrichthyes, Rajiformes, Rajidae. The record is from RefSeq and is a predicted model, not a curated record. Gene Ontology annotation, biological process: somite development; positive regulation of transcription by RNA polymerase II. Gene Ontology annotation, molecular function: RNA polymerase II cis-regulatory region sequence-specific DNA binding; DNA-binding transcription factor activity, RNA polymerase II-specific. Bases 1701 to 2600 code for a protein of 299 amino acids.
CACAUCUUUGCAGAAAGAGAAAAGGGAACACCUUGAUAGACCAAUAUCAAACAUCCCACAUCUGUACAAACAACGCAAAACCGAACCUCUUAUUAUCGACGUUAUAUGCUGGCGAGGUUUAAUCGGAUCUCAUUCCGAUUUUAUCAUUUCAUUUUGAAAUAUGUCGCCGAUCCAGAUACGUUAAAUGUGUGCUUUAAGUAGUUUAGAGAAUCCCGAAAAUUAUGGUUGCAGAUUUCCCAUCAGUGACAUUUUCGCUUUCGGAAGCAGAUAUAUGGAUGAGCGAGAAUUUCGACGCACGUUUAAAACUUUGACCUACAAUGAAGAAAGGCAUCUGAGAAAAGGAUUACGAUUCCAAUGUGAAGUUAAAUUAUUUCACCAGAAUUCCCUGUUAGGUUGAGGACAUAAAUACUGUUUUCAUUUUUUAUUUAACCUACCUGGUGUAUUCUGUUCUUUUGUGAUUCUUACCAGUUAUAUAUAUUUUUUUGCAAUGAUUUCAAUACAUCAGUCGCUAAGUUUUGUUUAAUAGUAACUCUGCCAAUAAACGAUAUUUACGUUUUUUGACCGGAAAUGUAGAUCCCACGAUGUAUUUAUUAUUAAGUAUCGCGUUAAAAUAUAUUUUUUUCAAUUAAAUUGUGGUUUAUUGGGUAGAACCUCUUGAUGUUUUUAACAGACCAGAUUUCAGGAACUAUCGCACAAGUAUUAGGGUGAAGACUAGGUUCAACGAAAACAGUAUGAACAUUCAAAAAUCAUUUAAAUAAAUAAUUAAACAGAAAAGUUUUCAUUAAAAAUAAAUCCCAGUGAAAACCAUCCGAAUGACAAAAUAAAAUCAAGACUGAGCCGCCGCGCAAGGAAGUUUGGUUGGACUGGGAAAUCCGUUUUUCUGAAAUACACAAUAUAAAAUGUGAAAGUUUAUAGUUUCAUGGGUCCGGUUUUUAUGAUGUUCCUGUUUUCUUUAUGGGGGUUAAUUGUAGCCGCCCCCUCCCCUCCCGCACACACCGUUCACUCAUUCCUUGCCACUCUACUCAAGCCUCUUGGUUUAAAAGCUCCAGUCAGACUUAAAGCUCACGCUAGUUCUUGCGACCCUGAUUGACAACCACAGGUUUCUCGGAACCCCCUCCGCUCCGUUCCCCGAGGUACAAACGUUCUGGACAUCUGAAGGUGCCAAGAAUUUUUUUUUUGGAAAAAGCGCAGCUCGCCUCGUCUUCCACCUCACCCGUUAACUGCAAGCGCGACAAGUUUUACAUUCGCCGGCAGCAAAUCAAAACAAAUCUCGCGCAAUGCAAAAAAGAAGGCUUCCUUAACUUUGAGAGAAGUUGUUUCUCUUUCUCUACGCCUGCGAAUUUCCGGUCGUUAAUUGCCAUGAUUUAUAGGGCCGAUUUUUUUUUUUGGAGGUAGCUUCACAUGUGGUUGGGACCUUGCCUAAGAUCCAGCCCCCCUCUCACGUUACCAACUAUUUAUAUAUCUUCCACGAUUUCCCCCUUAAACCAGCUCCUGGGACAACGUCCGAUUGGCUUCACUUGUCAUCUGAGAUUCAGGGUUAGCUGGUGUGUGUGUGUGUUUACUCUGAGAGUCCCGGCUGUUAAGGAGCGAUUGAUCCAGAUCGCUUUUAAAGACCCUUGCAUUUUUGGAAGCUGUUUACUUUGAAAUCGAAGGUGCUUUGGAUAUAAUUCCAGCCUUUUGGAACUUGAAACCCCGCUACCAUGGAUCAUACAAUAUUUAGCUGCCUGCGCAGCUCGCAUGCCCCAGCCCAGAGUCUGCACCACUUCUCUCAGUCUCCACUAGCUCUGAACGGAAGAUCAGACCAUGUGGCUUUUCCAGACCUGUCUUCUUCUUGUAUCAUAGCUGGAUUUCCUAAUGAAGAAAACAUGUUUACAGCUCAGCGUCAUCAUCAUCACCUACAUCAUCAUCACCGGGGUCACCAACAGCAGCAGCAACAACAUCCAGCUGCCCAAACUACCUGGCACAUCCCCCAGAUCUCCUCGCCCCCUCCGCUCGCCAGGCACGCUCUAUGUGUCCAGCCCGAGUCGGGCCCCCCUGAACUCGGGUCGAAUCCUUCAAACCUGGUGGAUAGCAACUCGAACUUGACUUCCAACAAUCCUAACGUGGCAUCCUGUGUUCCUGGUGAUUACGGGAGGCCGCCGGUCACUCCCGUCGAGUCGGAGAAAAGGAACUCCAAGAGGAAAAAUGAUGGCUCAGUUAUAGAGACACAAGAAGGCAGUUACAAGGGAGAGGUGAACAGCAAACCAAGGAAGGAAAGAACAGCCUUCACCAAAGAACAGAUUAGGGAAUUGGAAGCUGAGUUUGCUCAUCACAAUUAUCUGACCAGACUGCGAAGAUAUGAGAUAGCAGUAAAUCUGGAUCUCACCGAGAGACAGGUGAAGGUGUGGUUUCAGAACCGGAGGAUGAAAUGGAAGCGGGUUAAAGGAGGUCAACAGGGAGCUGUUGCAAGGGAAAAAGAACUGGUUAAUGUGAAGAAAGGGACUUUACUGCCUUCCGAGCUCUCUGGGAUUGCCACAUCCGGUGGUCAUCAUGCUGGGGACAUUCUAUCGAAUGAUGAAAGCCAGGACAGUGAUCACAGCACCGAGCUUGGCCACUUGUGAUGUAUGGAGAAGGAGAGCAAGACUCAACAGAUACUCAGGAAAGUAAUGGCACAAGGAGGUGGCGAACCAUAUUGUCCUACAGCUUCCAUGCGCUGACUCCUUGUGGACAUGGUGCAAACAUCAGAGCCUCUGAGCAUUCCAUAUUUCCAUUUGGACAAUGGCAUGGUUUGUGAAUUUGUGCUUUGUCUUCCACUGUAAAUAAAAAAUGGAAGCGACUUUUAAAAGGCAAAAAUAAUUUUACAGAAUCCCAAGGAAGAACAGUGGGAAAGCAUUCAACUGUGUAAUCAGUGAAGCAAAAAUAAUAAACAUGUUUAUAAAGAAUGAGUACACAACCUUGCCAGAGAAGAAAUCCUCACCCAAUAAUGGGAAAUGUAGCAUUUCAAUGUAAUUGAAAAAUUUAAAUAGUGCUCUGAAAGAGACAGCUAUACGAUGCAGAUGCCUUCACCAGUAUUCUUAAUUAUAGGUGCAAUACUUAUUCAACUGCAAUAGAAAAGUAUCUAUUUAGGCAGCAGCCACACACAAGGUAUUGGUAUAUAUAUGUAUAUAUAUAGGAUUGUCUUGAUACAUACCGUAAGUGUUGAUAAAAUUUAACAAAUAAACAAUUGGCUCAAUGAAACUUUGAAACACCUUUAGCUUGGUGCUUCAGCUGAUAAUACCAAAGUCAAAUAAUAAUAGUUUACGCAGAACACAGAACAGUGCAGCCCAACAACAGGCCCAUUGGUCCACAAUGUUAGUGCCAAACAUGAUGCCAAGCCCAUCUACCUGUGCUUAAAUCAUAUCCCUUCAUUCCCAGCAUGUCCAUGUGGUUAUCCAAAAGACUCUUGAAUGCCAUUAUUGUAUUUGCCUCAACCACCAACCCAGGUAGCAUGUUCUAGGCACUCAUCACAUUCAGUGUAAAAAAGUUGCCCCACACAACUCCAUUCAACUUUGCCCCCCUUAAAGUUAUGCCCUCUUGUAUUUGAUUUUUCCAUCUUGGGAGAGAGGUUCUGACUUUCUACAUAUUUGUGUCAUUCAUAAUUUUCCGUACUUCUCUCAGGUCUUCCUUCAACCUCCGGCAUUCCAGAGAAAACAAUCCAAGUCUGUCCAACCUCUCUCUAUAGCUAAUACCUCCCAUAUCCAGGGAUUAUUCUGGUAAACCUCCUCUGUACCCUUUUCAAUGCCUCCACAUACUUUAUGCAAUGGGGUGAUCAGAACUGCAUGAAAUAUUCCCAAUGCGGCCUAACCAAAGUCGUAUAACGCAGUGUCAUGACAUCCUGACUCUUGUGGUCUUAGUUUAGUUUGUUAUCCUGUUAUCACCUCAUACAUAUCAGAGAUAUGAGUCAACAGUCAACUAUCGGAAAUCUAAUUUCUACUUUGGCUACUUUUGUUUCCUGUGCUGAACUGUUCUCUGUUCUAUGUCUGCCAGAUAUAGAACUAUUCAAAUUGCACUCUAGAAUUUUUUGGCCCUGAAGUAAUUGUUUGGCUUUGUUGUUCGGAAUAACGUGACACAACAAAGGAUUUACAUUAAAUGUUACACAAUUUAUUGAAGUGUAAUAACUUGCUAAAUAAUGUGCACAUCUAACCAAAUCACAUUUCAUCCAUUGCCUUGUUUAUGGUAUGUAUAGAAUGAAGAGCAAUCAGGAGUGAAGUACACAUUUAUGGCUCAAUUAAAAAAUGGAAGAUUUAUCACGAGAUGGAAUGAUAAUAACUUGGUGUUAGAAUGAAGUGAAUGACAAAUGGAGUGUGGUCUCAUAUGUAAUGCCUAACGACAGUAUGAACUAAAUGGCUGAAUAUUCUUUUCUCGUUCCUGCUUUAUUAUGUAUAAUCAAUAAAAUUAACAGCAGAAAGGUUUAUAAA